This is a messenger RNA of Labeo rohita (rohu), 4640 nucleotides long. RefSeq names its product deltaB (gene dlb). The record is from RefSeq and is a predicted model, not a curated record. Lineage: Eukaryota; Metazoa; Chordata; Actinopteri; Cypriniformes; Cyprinidae. Gene Ontology annotation, biological process: Notch signaling pathway; axon guidance; multicellular organism development. The coding region runs from base 270 to 2117 and encodes 615 amino acids. Gene Ontology annotation, molecular function: calcium ion binding. Gene Ontology annotation, cellular component: membrane. The transcript has 7 exons.
GUGCAGGGGGGCAAGACGUAUAUAACGGCGUCCAUUCAUCAAGACAUUCAAUGAAGACAAACCGCACUCGCCGAAGAACGAAGAGGACGAGUGCGCUUUUCCUCUGAAGACACAGUGGACUUUAAUGGACCUGCCGAGGAUUUCAUACCAGGACAUCUAACUGUUUUUUUUCUUCUUUUCGAUCUCAAAACACUUUGAAGCUUUGGAAGAAGCAACGAAUGAAGAUACCUGUGUGUUCUUGUAAUAAAGUUUAGGAUUAACUAAACGAGAUGGCGCAUCUGUCUUUGUACUGCCUGCUGUCGGUGUCGCUUUUGCAUUUGGUGGCUUCAUCGGGUGUGUUUGAACUGAAAGUGCACUCGUUCAGCACAACACGCCGCUACUGCAGGAGGACGCGAGACUGCAACAUCUUUUUCAGGAUUUGUCUCAAGCAUUCAGAAGACGUAAUCUCUGCAGAACCUCCGUGCACCUUCGGAACCGGUCAGACAAACGUCCUGCGAGCGGACCAGAGCUCUAUAUCCAACAGCGCAGCCAUCCGGGUGCCUUUCCACUUCAAGUGGCCGGGGACAUUUUCUCUUAUUGUUGAGGCAUGGAAUGCAGAGUCUCCCAAAGAGCAUCAUGACUACACAGAGAAUCAAAACAACCUGAUCAGUCGUUUAGCAACACGAAGACGAUUGGCGAUUGGAGAGGACUGGUCUCAGGAUGUUCAUUUUGGCGAUCAGAGCGAGCUCCGUUACUCGUAUCAUGUUUUCUGUGAUGAGUUUUACUUUGGCGAGGCGUGUUCGGAUUACUGCCGUCCCCGUGAUGACACGCUGGGACACUACACCUGCGAUGAGAACGGGAACAGGGAAUGCCUGGAAGGAUGGCAGGGAGACUACUGCUCUGACCCCAUCUGCUCUUCGGACUGCAGCGAGCGGCACGGUUACUGCGAGUCACCUGGUGAGUGUAAGUGUCGUCUGGGAUGGCAGGGGCCAUCCUGCAGUGAGUGCGUGCAUUACCCAGGAUGCCUUCAUGGGACCUGCUCGCAGCCAUGGCAGUGUGUGUGUAAGGAGGGCUGGGGAGGCCUCUUCUGUAACCAGGACCUCAACUAUUGCACCAACCACAAACCCUGUGCUAAUGGCGCCACCUGCACCAACACCGGACAGGGCAGCUACACCUGCACCUGCCGGCCAGGAUAUGGGGGCACAAACUGUGAGCUGGAGAUUAACGAGUGUGACUGCAACCCCUGCAAGAAUGGCGGCAGUUGCAAUGAUUUGGAGAACGAUUACUCCUGUACAUGUCCUCAGGGAUUCUAUGGGAAGAACUGUGAGAUCAUUGCGAUGACAUGUGCUGAUGACCCCUGCUUUAACGGAGGGACAUGUGAGGAAAAAUUCACUGGUGGUUACGUCUGCCGCUGCCCUCCGACUUUUACCGGAUCCAACUGUGAGAAGAGACUCGACCGCUGCAGCCACAAACCUUGUGCCAAUGGCGGUGAGUGUGUGGAUCUGGGUGCUAGUGCUCUGUGCCGCUGUCGUCCUGGUUUUACCGGCCCUCGCUGUGAGACAAACAUCGACGACUGCGCCAGCUAUCCGUGUCAAAAUGCCGGAACAUGCCAAGACGGCAUUAACGACUACACCUGCACCUGUACGCUAGGUUUCACCGGUAAAAACUGCAGCCUCCGAGCAGACGCGUGUCUCACCAACCCAUGCCUCAACGGAGGAACGUGCUACACACACUUCUCUGGGCCAGUGUGUCAGUGUGUUCCUGGGUUCAUGGGUCCAAACUGCGAGUUUCCUGUGCAGGGAGGUAUGGAGAUGAUGGCCCCUCGGGUUGGACGGACCUCACCUUCAGCGGUGGCAGUGUCAUGUGUUUUAGGUGUGCUGGCUGUAUUUUUGGGAGUGUGUGUGGGACUGGUGGUGAUCAGGAGGAGAAGGCAUAGACUGCGCAGACAGCAGCUGUGCGAUUCUGUGUUUAAUGAUUUGGAGAAUGUGAAUAAUUUAGACAGGCAGCACUAUCCCUAUGACAGAGACUUCAGUCAGGUGAAACCCUGCAACACUGAGGGCAGAAUCUCAUUGGCGGCUUCUCACACGCUGCCUGCUGGGCAGGACUUCCUGUGGAGUGCUGGAGGAGGACUUAGAUAAGGCAACACACACUUGUACACUCAUACACAGUCUUGCAUACACUAAAGUAGACAAGUGAGCAUAUACACAGACACACAAACUCACAUGCAGGGAUAAGAAUUUGGAUGUAGCACUUGCUUUUGUCUUAAUUAUUAUGAAUGAAUGUUUGAAUGAAUGAAUUAAGUAUGUUAUGACUGAAUAAGGGUUGGACCUUUGCCAUCUGUAUAGGUGGAAGACUCUGUAAACCAAAAACUAAAAGAAACAAGCACAUUGUUGUGUGCUGGGCUUUGUGAAUCUGAAGACAGACACAAGCCCUAAGAGCUGAAACAAACUUAGGUUGCAGAACUCUAUACACAGAGAACUGAUAUCUUUAUACAAAGAUAAAGAAGUGAAAAUAACUCUAUACAAAGAGAACUAAGUAAGGAAAUACCUCUAUUGAAAGAGAAUUAGGUAGGUUAAACUAAAGAGCAUAAGGAUUAGGUCUGGGCUCUGUAUAAGACUUCUCUCUUGUAAGGAUGAGAAUAUCACCUUUGCUUAUUUUCCAGGAUGUUGCCAGCAACAGGUGUUUUAAUAAAAAAUACAAAUUAAAAAAAAAAUGUGUAGAGAAAGGAAACAAGCAACAGUCAGGAAUAUGAUUAAAUAUGUUCUUAAGACCAAAUGGUAAGAUUUUGCUCCAGUUUUGUAUUGCGUAUUAAGCAGUGUGUUUUCUUCCUCGACUGAUAUGGGGAAAUGAGUCAUUGGUUCUUAUGUUAAAGUACAUAAAAUCUGAUUUUCUUCAAUGGGGUUUAUGUCUAAUGAAUGUUUAUUUCUUUUGCCAGAUGUUUCCUGUUAAUUUAAUCCUAAGUUCAUGCCUAAGUUUCUAUUUUGCAUUUUUGUACUUUUGCUUUCAAUCAUUGUCUUGUCUUUGUAAAAAUUUAUGUUAAUUUAUUUUGUAUAUGUGUUUGUUACUUUAAUGAAAGAAUUAAAUUAUAUGAGAAAUACCUCAAUCUUUCAACUUUUUUUUUUCUUUUACAAUGUUUGAUUAAAGUAGAAGUUCACUUUCAGAAUUAAAAUUUCCUGAUAAUUUACUCACCUCCAUGUCAUCCAAGAUGUUCAUUUCUUUUUUGCUUCAGUCACAAAGAAAUUAAGUUUAAGGAAAACAUUCCAGGAUUUUUCUCCAUAUAGUGAACUUCAAUGGGGAUCAGUGGGUUGAAGAUCCAAACUGAAGAUUCAGUGUAGCUUCAAGGAGCUCUACACGAUCCCAUCUGAGGAAUAAGGGUCUUAUCUAAUGAAACAAUCUGUCACUUUCUUAAAAAAAGAGAGAAUACCAUUAACCACAAAUGCUCAUCUUGCACAAGCUCUGCAGUGAGCAUGCGCAUCUUCACACAUUGUGUAAUCACUAGGGGUGUAACAAUAUUAAAAUCUCAUGACACAAUAAUAAUGUGAUAUGAAGUUUACUAUACGAUAUUUAUUGUGAUUUUUUAAAAAAAAAGACAAAUGAUGAAUUGGAAAAAAAGUUAAAAAAGCUUGUUGAUUUUAAAGUUAAAAUAUUCUAUCUAAUUCACAUUGAAAGUUCAGAAUAGGAACUCCAACCCAUGUUCUUAACUAAGAAAACUUAAGACAGAAAAAAGUCAGUGAAUUGACUUUUGAACGUGACUACUUGAACUUUAAAGGGGACUCAACCCCUUUAAAGUUUGAAUAAGAAUAACAAGUUUAAAUAUAUUUUAAAAACUACACUUUUUGCCUGGAAGACCUAUCGUUUCAUAUCGCGAUAUCACCAUAACAUUAAAUUGUUUGGUUUGGGGGAUAUGUUUUUGAAAGCAGUUAAAACAUUGAAUAGUAGAUCUGUCAAACUUUCUCAUGGUACCUCACAAAGAUUUGAUAUUCAUCCUGGCAUUAGGCAAGGAUGCCCUCUCUCUCCUUUUUUUUAUUUUUGUUAGUCACUCAAGUUUUAAAACAACGAUGUAGCAACAGGAUUAUAAGGAAUGCUCUUUGUUCUGUAUCUUUACCUGCAGCAAGAUUUUUUUGGUCUUCUUAUUUGGUAAUAUCGCUUGGGUUAAAGCAUGGAAGUUGCCAAAUAAGUUUUGCAUCAAUAACAAAAUUAAGGAAGUGUCUUACAAAAUACUUCAUAGGAUUUAACCUGCUAAGCAUGUUUUGGGAAGAUUUAAGCUUAAUAUUUCAUAUACCUGUAAUUUUUGUGGUCGAGAAAAAUAAAUCAUUUUGCAUCUAUUUUUCAUUGUAUUUACGGAAGAUUAUUUUGGAAGGAUGUGGAAUUCUACAUUAAUAGAAAGAUGGAAUGUAUGAUAUAAAUUUGUAUAUUUGAUGUGCUGUUUUAUACAGAAAACCGAAGGUACAACUCAAUAUACAAUUGUUUAUUUUUUUUAGGAAAAUACCAUAUACAUAAGAAGAAGUGGGCUCAAUGUAGACCAAAUUUUUCCCAUUUUAUUAAUGACUUUGCAUUGUAUGUAAAUCUUUUGGAACAACCAAAAAACAAAAAAGCACUGAAAACAUGUAAUGCUCUGAAUGCAUUAAAUUGUAUGUAAUUUUCCUUUUUCCAUUUUCUCU